Messenger RNA from Lodderomyces pseudojiufengensis, 1479 nucleotides. RefSeq names its product bifunctional 2-aminoadipate transaminase/aromatic-amino-acid:2-oxoglutarate transaminase (gene ARO8). Gene Ontology annotation, molecular function: pyridoxal phosphate binding; L-2-aminoadipate:2-oxoglutarate transaminase activity; aromatic-amino-acid:2-oxoglutarate transaminase activity. NCBI's taxonomy places the organism in Eukaryota, Fungi, Ascomycota, Pichiomycetes, Serinales, Debaryomycetaceae. The transcript has a single exon. The coding region runs from base 1 to 1479 and encodes 492 amino acids. The record is from RefSeq and is a predicted model, not a curated record. Gene Ontology annotation, biological process: aromatic amino acid catabolic process; L-tyrosine biosynthetic process.
AUGACUCAAACAAAAUCACACAAGUCCAAAGACUUGAGCCACUUAUUAUCAGCUGAAGCUAAAUCAAGACAAAACUCACCAUUAAAAGAUGCUUUCAAAUAUUAUAAAUUACCUGGAAUGACAUUCUUGGGUGGUGGUUUACCAUUGUCAGACUAUUUUCCUUUCAAUAAAGUCACAGCAGAUAUCCCAACUCCAUCUUUCACAAAAGGUAUAGGUGAACCUUUAACUGAAGAAAGUAAGACAACUAUUGAAGUGUUCAAAAAAGCUGAUUUAAAUACUCCAAACCAAGUUGAAUUAUCUAGAUCUUUACAAUAUGGUUACACCGAAGGUCAGCCUGAAAUUAUUAGCUUUUUAAAAGAGCAUACUGAUGUUGUGCACAAAGUACCUUAUGAAGAUUGGGAUUUAAUUGCAAGUGUUGGUAAUACCGAAUCUUGGGAUUCAACAUUGAGAACAUUUUGUACAAGAGGUGAUUCCAUUUUAGUUGAAGAAUAUUCUUUUUCAUCGGCUUUAGAGACUGCAAAUGGUCAAGGUAUAAACACAGUUCCUGUAACUAUGGAUGAAUAUGGUAUCAUCCCAAGUGCAUUAGAAAAAUUACUAGCAAACUGGACUGGUAACAAACCAAGAUUAUUAUAUACAAUUUCAACAGGUCAAAACCCAACAGGUUCUUCAUUAAGUGCUGAAAGAAGAAAAGAAAUUUAUGAAAUUGCUUGUAAGUAUGAUAUAAUAAUAGUUGAAGAUGAACCUUAUUAUUUCUUACAAAUGGAAACAUAUACCAAGGAUAAAGAAGCUAGAGAAGGAAAAACUGUUCAUGGACAUGAAGAAUUUUUAAAAGCUUUGGUUCCAUCUUUUAUUUCACUCGAUGUAGAAGGAAGAGUAAUAAGAUUAGAUUCAUUCUCAAAAGUUUUAGCUCCGGGAUUAAGAUUCGGUUGGAUUGUUGGUCAACAAAAAUUAUUAGAAAGAUAUGUAAGAUUACAUGAAGUUUCAAUACAAUGUCCUUCAGGAUUAACUCAAUCUAUGACAAAUGCAUUACUUCAAAGUUGGGGUCAAUCAGGUUAUUUGGAUUGGUUAAUUGGUUUGAGAGCAGAAUAUACACACAAAAGAGAUGUUGCUAUUGACUCAUUAGAAGAAUAUUUUCCAAAAGAAGUUUGUUCAUAUGUACCACCGGUAGCAGGUAUGUUCUUCACUGUUAAUAUAGACGUGUCUAAACAUCCAAAAUUUGAAGAAUUGGGAGAAGAUCCAAUACAAAUUGAAUCAUUGAUUUAUGAACAAGGAAUAAAGCAAGGAUCAUUAAUGAUUCCAGGCUCAUGGUUUAAAUCAGAAGGUCAAUCAACUCCACCUCAAAAAAAUUUACCAACUAAUCCUGCUCAAAAAACUCAUGUUUUUUUUAGAGGUACUUAUGCUGCUGUUCCAUUAGAUCAAUUAGUUCUCGGAUUACAGAAAUUUGGUAAAGCUGUUAAAAUUGAGUUUGAUUUGGAGUAA